This is a messenger RNA of Helicoverpa zea (corn earworm), 1973 nucleotides long. It is a transcript of the gene Nf-YA, whose product is annotated as nuclear transcription factor Y subunit alpha. Gene Ontology annotation, biological process: regulation of transcription by RNA polymerase II. Gene Ontology annotation, cellular component: CCAAT-binding factor complex. The record is from RefSeq and is a predicted model, not a curated record. Lineage: Eukaryota; Metazoa; Arthropoda; Insecta; Lepidoptera; Noctuidae. Bases 260 to 1153 code for a protein of 297 amino acids. The transcript is spliced from 9 exons. Gene Ontology annotation, molecular function: RNA polymerase II cis-regulatory region sequence-specific DNA binding; DNA-binding transcription factor activity, RNA polymerase II-specific.
UUAUUUUCGCCGAAUAUUCUAUUGUGAUGGCUGUACCGGCAACUAUUUGGAAAUACGCGAAAACUACAAGAAUUCAAGUCAAAGUUUCAACCAUGUCUGACGAAAUUACGUGAAAAGCAGCAGCCAUUUUGAUUACGUUGCACUCCUUGGCCUCGUAACAGUGACGUGUAGAGUUUUCCGUGUGAUGAUAGUGCGAUAUAAUUCUCGAAGUUUUCCCUUUUCGGAAGAUUCGCACAUCGUAGAAAGUUAGUAAUUAAGAAUGGAGCACGCUCAAAUCCAGGGCUCUGAUGGAGCUCAGGUGAUGACAAUAAACGGGCAGCAACUGCAGGUGCUGCAAAUGAACAACUCUGCACCACACAUGAUACAAGGCCCUAACGGACAGCAAAUUGUGGUACAUGCUGUGCCCGCUAGUGCCCCUGCUAUACAGGUGGCAACACCAAACGGUCAGCAGCUUCAGCAGUUACAAGUUGUGCCUAUAUCUAGCAUUCAAGCUGGAGGUAACAUACAGCCGAUGCAAUUGGUGCAGACUCCAGACGGACAGACAUUCAUUUACCAGCCAGUAGCAGCCAGCGCUCAGCCUACCAUAGACCAGCACCAGAUCAUACACCAACCUACAAUGAUAAAUCUGAACGGUAAUUUGGUGCAAGUGGCGGGUGUCGGCAAUGCAGUUCAGGCACAGCAGAUAGUAAACCAACCUAAUAUUGUUAUGAUGGUAAACAACGCAAACAACAAUGCCGGAGCGAGUACUUCAGUGUCGGAAGGCGCCAGUUCAUCCGCCGCAGGGUCUGAUGAGGAACCACUUCUGUACGUCAACGCGAGGCAGUACAAGCGCAUUCUGAAGCGAAGAGCUGCCAGGGCUAAGCUGCACGAGCAAGGGAAGAUACCUAAGGAAAGACCUAAAUACCUUCACGAGUCGCGACAUAGACACGCGAUGAACAGAAUACGAGGCGAAGGCGGCAGAUUCCAUUCAGGCAGCAGAAAACAUUACAGGAAUAUGGAGAAUAUGGAGCAAAUCAGCGACGACCAGAAGUUGCUGGAAGAUAUCAAACCCGAUACUGUUUCAAUCACAAUCAUACAGGAUGAUGAAACUCAAGAACAACAGCCAACUCAGUGGAGGCGGUUAGCACCGCAGCAGACUCUUCAAUCCACGUAGCAGUUGUCUGAUGAAGACGAGACCUAAGGAGACUGUCUGUGACCGAGUAACUGGCUGACAAACAGUGCUGACUGGGUUCCAGUCUAGUGACAAGCAAAUGUUCGAGUGAAUUCUGUGUCUUUUGGCACAGCAGUGUGCAAUGCUCAGUCCGUGAGCUAAACUGUGACUCCUAAAACACCAGGAUACCAUAAAGGCUGAUUGUGAAUAAACUUCGUAUGUUAGAGGCUAAGUCAGUUUUAUACAAGUAAUCUAUACUAAUAUUAUAAAGAGGAAAACUUUGUUUGUUUGGUUGUAAUGGAUAAACUCAAAAACUACUGGACCGAUUUUAAAUAUUCUUUCACCAUUAGAAAGCUAUAUUAUCUGCGAGUAACAUAGGCUAUAUUUUAUCCCGGUGUGGGCAGUAGCUCCCGUGGGACUCGGGUGAAACCGCGGGAAAACGGCUAGUAAUAAAUAUCAACAUUUUGGUUAGUUUUGUGAUGUGAUUUUAAGGAAUUUGUUAACUGUUUUGAUUCCAAAAUUAUGGUGUGAUCUAUUUUUUAUUGUUAAACUUUAUGAAUGUGGAAUGUGAAAGUUGUCUUUAUUCAUUUGAGUCAGUUUCUGUGAAUUUCUUCUUUUUUAGCCUUCAUUUUAACAGUUAUUAUUCCAUUGUUUUAUAUUAGAAGCCAAAGAGCUGUUCUGAUAGUUUCACAGUUUGUUUUUGAAAGUUUUCGGGUGACUUGUAUGUAUGUAAAUAUUUAUGUUAGUGAUACUCUUAAGAUUUUAACUGAGGAACUUUUAUAACGCAAUUUAAGUACAAAAUAAAUAUGCACUUACAAAAAAA